This is a messenger RNA of Physcomitrium patens, 2207 nucleotides long. Its product is annotated as calcineurin B-like protein 3. Gene Ontology annotation, molecular function: calcium ion binding; kinase binding. The record is from RefSeq and is a predicted model, not a curated record. NCBI's taxonomy places the organism in Eukaryota, Viridiplantae, Streptophyta, Bryopsida, Funariales, Funariaceae. Gene Ontology annotation, biological process: calcium-mediated signaling.
AAUCCGAUCCGACGCCUCGAAAACGAUAGGCCCCGCUGUGAACAAGUGGUGGUAACCCACUUCGCGAUGGGGGCGUCGAGAGAUGCAUUCGUCAUUUCGAACCCCGGCGAAGCUCUCCCCCGAUCCGAGUAGAGACGAAGAAGAUUUUGAAGAAGUGGACGAAGCAAAGCAAAGGAGGAGGAGGAGUUAUCAAGACCCCAUUGCGCAAUCGGUGUCGGCGCAAAUGGCGGCGAAGAAGAUGUAGUCAACUCACACGUAACAGUUGCAGAAGGAGAAAAAAAGAGAAACGAGAGAAUAAAAUAAAAUAAAACUCGAAUGUAAAGAAAGAAACAAUGGAGGGUCGGGAGAAAGCGAGGAGGAGGGACAAUGUAGUAGUAGUGUGGAACGAGCUCACUGACUUCUCCUCCUCCGUUUGGUUGUUGUUUAUUGUUGUUUUGUUGUUCGUGGUGGUGGUGGUGCAAACUCCUAACUGACUGCCUGGGCGAGGAGAGGUGGGGAGGUGGGGUAGUGGCGUCGAUCGUUGUUGCAACAUUUCUCUAUCGACAAAAAUGGUCUUGAUGAAUUGGUCCACCAGGUGAUAGUUGCUCCGCCCCGCUCCGAUGCGCCCCGGGACUGUAAUGCUGGUGGUGACGACGACAACGACGAAGACCGAUGCAGAUGACCUGUUGCAGACUCGAGCAUCUGUUUGGAUACUCUGUGGAUGACGCCACGACGGAUACGGGUUGUUGUUGCCAUCCGCUUAUCAACCAACGUCACGACGCGCGGGGCCGACGCCGCGAGCUCAUUAACUCGUCGGAAAUCUGGUGCAGGGUUGGUUUAGUCGGUCUUUCGAAUUCGCUCUCGCAUUUCGUAAGUGGGUCCUUGAAACGCAGGCGGGAAGGGAAGUGUGCUCGACCGAACUAGCACACUGAGGAUUCAAUGGGGCCUGUGGGAGGUGAAUCGGAGGAGGGUGUAGAAUUCGGCGAAGAAGUUUCAAGUGUUCUCAGUCGCUGAUAGUAGCAUCAAGAGGGAGGGAGGGAGGGAGGGGUCGUUGCGGGGCUCCUUAAAUUGCAGGCGGUUCGUUGUCGUAGAAUUACGGAAGGCAUUCCUUCAGAGAGGUUGGACCUGCAUUUGAUUGCACCAUGGGCUGUUUCCACUCCAAGAAGAAUAAAGUGCCGCCGGGUUAUGAGGAUCCUAGUAUUCUUGCAAGCGAGACAACUUUUAGUGUGAGCGAAGUAGAGGCGUUGUAUGAGCUGUUCAAGAAAAUUAGCAGCUCAGUAGUCAACGACGGGCUCAUUCACAAGGAAGAGUUCCAGCUUGCCCUCUUCAAGAACAGGAAAAGAGAGAAUCUCUUUGCAGAUAGGGUUUUUGAUUUGUUCGAUUUGAAGCAGAAUGGGGUGAUCGACUUUAGUGAAUUUGUCCGCUCUCUCAGUGUAUUUCACCCAAAUGCACCCUUGGAAGACAAAAUUGUUUUUGCAUUUAGGCUCUACGAUUUGCGACAAACGGGAUAUAUUGAGCGUGAAGAGGUGAAGCAAAUGGUCGUAGCCUUGCUGUCGGAGUCUGAUAUGAAAUUAUCUGACGAGGUGAUCGAGAGCAUUCUGGACAAGACUUUUGUAGAGGCUGAUACCAAGCACGAUGGACGAAUUGACUUGGAUGAGUGGAAAAGCCUUGUGUUACGGCAUCCUUCUUUGAUGAAAAACAUGACAUUGCCUUAUCUCAAGGAUAUUACCACCACAUUUCCCAGCUUUAUCUUUCACUCAGAACUGGAUGAUGGCAGUGCCUAAUAUUUUCGCACUGUGUAGUAUUAUGUGGUGGAGAAUACUGUCGUUGAACGUUUUAAUCUUCACUAGGCUUGCCAUAUCAAAUCUCACAGGUCUAAUCACAUAAUUGAAUUGUGAUUGUGGGGUUAUUAGGUAGUCACCCCAUUAUUCACAACACAAAAAGGGAGCUGAUCAGGGGAGGCGUGCUCAUAAAAAUCGUAUUUCAAGUGAAAGUGGAUUAAGUCUAAUUCUAGAAAAUGUUUUUACGGCAGGUGUCAACAAUGAGAGGUAUAUAAACAUCUAAUAAUAGAAAGUUUUACCAUAUUUGUAAUUCUGCAAGUGAACGUAUUUUAGACAGACGUAGUGUCUUUUCGCGAAACCAUGUAAUCACCCUAUGUACUUUUCUAUUAUGUAUUGUAUGCAUUGCAAAAUAUUUCGGGCCUCCGAGAGACCUUGUUUUCAACCAAU